Molecule: messenger RNA, 2169 nt
Organism: Zygotorulaspora mrakii
Lineage: Eukaryota; Fungi; Ascomycota; Saccharomycetes; Saccharomycetales; Saccharomycetaceae
Gene: CLF1
Product: Clf1p
Exons: 1
Coding region: 1-2169 (722 amino acids)
Biological process (GO): spliceosomal complex assembly; mRNA splicing, via spliceosome
Cellular component (GO): Prp19 complex; precatalytic spliceosome; U2-type catalytic step 2 spliceosome
Molecular function (GO): protein binding
Source: RefSeq, a predicted model, not a curated record
AUGGUACAACGAAAAAUUGGUCAUGCAUUUCAACGAGAGCACAUCACAAAAGGAGGCAAGGAAAGGUUGAUAAACGCGACAGCUACUUGUUCGGUGAUGAGCCAUGCAGACCAGGAGCAAAUCUCAGCAGAGCAGAUUUUAAAACAGGUGUAUGAGAAGAGAAAGACCGUCAAGCCUUCAACAAAAGUGGAUAUACUUGACCUCGAAGAGCUCAAAGAAUAUCAGCGAAGAAAAAGAAGCGAGUAUGAGGGCUAUUUGAAGCGUAAUAGACUUGAUAUUGGACAAUGGAUUAGAUAUGCACAGUUUGAGGUAGAUCAACAUGAUGUAAGACGUGCAAGAUCAAUAUUUGAAAGAGCAUUACAAGUAAGUAAAACAAAUAUACCACUGUGGAUUCGGUAUAUUGAUACUGAAUUGAAGCUCAAGUAUAUCAAUCAUGCAAGAAAUAUUCUGGAUAGAGCUAUAAGUACUUUGCCUAGAGUUGACAAGCUUUGGUAUAAGUACUUGCUGGUGGAGGAGUCUCUAGAGCAGUAUGACAUGGUCAGAGCUCUCUUUGCGAAGUGGAUCUCGUUAGAGCCAGUCUCCAAUGCAUGGGACUCUUUUGUUGACUUUGAAAUACGUCAAUCAAAUUUGGAAAGUGUACGGCAAAUUUAUACGAAGUAUGUGAUGGUACAUCCUCAAUCGGAAACUUGGUUUAAAUGGCUUUACUUCGAAAAAGUAUAUGGUAGCGUUGAAUCGAUUAGAAGGAUAUAUUCUCUUGCGGUCGACACGCUCAUCUCAUUUCAAAAUGUAACGUACGAGAAUGAUACUAUUAAAUUGAUUAUAUCGUUCAUAAAUUGGGAAGCGAGUCAACAGGAAUUCGAAAGAUGCCGGGCACUGCUUAAGAUAUCUAUCCAGAGGUGGCCAAAAAACCAAACACUGAAGAAUGAGAGCGUCAGCUUUGAAAAAAGGUUUGGUGAUGCCAAUUUAGCGGAAUAUAAUGUCGCUUGCAAGAGAAGAUGGCAUUAUGAGAACAAAUUGAAGGAGAAACCAAGAGACUAUGACACAUGGUGGUUAUAUCUUGACCUUGUUGAGAAUACUUUUGUAAGGGAUAUGCCUUCUUCAUUGGAGAAGUCAGUAACCGAGAGUAACCCGAACGAUGUCACUAAAACGACUGCUUGGAAGCAAUAUAUCCUUUUGUGGAUACGAUACUUAACUUAUGUUGAACUUGAUCUCGGCGACAUAUCAUUGUGUCGAAACUUGUAUAAAAGACUGAUAAACGAAAUCAUACCGCAUAAAAAGUUCACCUUUUCCAAGGUAUGGAUGAUGUAUGCUAAGUUUGAAAUAAGGCAAGGUGAUAUUCAGACGGCGAGGAAAAUCUUGGGAAGAUCUUUGGGUAUGUACCCGAAGAAGAAAACCUAUAAAGAAUAUAUUUCACUGGAAAUAAAGAUGAAGGACUUUGAUCGUGUAAGAAAGAUAUAUGAAAAACUUUUGGAGUUUCGACCAGAAGAUGUGGAGACAUGGGUUGAUUAUGCUGAACUAGAGGAAAACUUAGGUGAUGAUGAAAGGUCUCGAGGAAUAUAUGAAAUUGCACUAAAAAAUGCAACCUCCAGCUUUCCACAAGAGGCUAGGGCAAUGCUACUGGAAAGGUACAUUGAAUUUGAAAAUGAUGCUGAAGAAUUUGGAAGGGCUAGAGAGUUAUAUGAAAGGUACUUAGUAGCCAGUGGAUAUUCUCCCAAGGUAUGGAUCAGCUAUGCUUUGUACGAGAGCUCAGCUCCCACUGAAGCCCAAUUGGAAGCGAUACAGCAUUCAAGGGAACAACAAGAGGGGAAUGGGGAGGCAGAGGAAGAAGAAGAUUCGAUUGAAUUUGAGAUAACGGAAGAAAACAGAAGGAAAUCAAGGUCAAUUUUCGAGAGGGCUUUGAAGUAUUUCAGAGAACAUGACGAACCUGCGAAUAGAAUCAUUAUAUUAAAAGGCUGGAUGAGCUACGAAGAGGUAUACGGUAUUCGCGAAAUUCAGAAUGCUGUUAGUGGCAGAAUGCCUAAAACAAUUAUGAAAGAGAACCCUGACGGGACGAAAGAAUUGAAAUACAUAUUCUCUGACGACAAGAACGAUAGACCAAACACCUCGAAGCUUCUGACGCUUGCGAGAAAGUGGCAGGAAGAGCAAGAGUCCAAGAAUGGCGUUGCGUAA